UUGAUCCAUAUUCGUACAAAGGCACAUUAAAAGGCACUUCAUCUAUACUCGUUUCUCUCUCCUUUGUAAGCGAAAAAGAGAGGAGGAAGAGAAGGCAAUAAUGGCUGGUAACCUACCACAGGACCUCAUCGUCGACAUACUUUCAAGGCUACCGGUGAAGUCUCUUCUAAAAUUCAGGUGUGUAUCCAAAUCUUGGUGUGUUCUUAUAACAGAUCCUGCUUUCGUCAAAAUUCACCUCAACCAAUCCCUUGCAACCAAUACCAACCACACCCUCAUUUUCCGCAAGGAUUCCGCUUGCUACUCUGUCGACGUUGAUCCUGAUGCUUGCGAACCACCCCUCAAUCAUCCGCUCAAAUCUCUAAUCUUCGGACCCAGGGCUGUAUUGGGUUCAUGUAACGGCUUAGUCUGUAUAUCCAACUCUUUAGAUGACAUCUACCUCUGGAAUCCUUCUACCAGAAGCCAUCUGAAGCUGCCCUUUUCACCAAUAGAGAGUAGUAUUUCCUAUGACUCUGCUUACGGGUUCGGUUACGAACCCACCUCCGAUGAUUAUAAGGUGGUAAGGGCUGUGGAUGAGUUUGUGAUAGUCUACUCACUUCGCACAAACUCAUGGAGAAGGAUCGGGAAAUUGCCCUUUUCCCUAUUCAAUAACGAUUGGGGAGGUGGGGUUCUUGUAAAUUCUGCUCUUCAUUGGGUUGCGAAGGUCAGGUCUAUAAUUUCCUUUCACCUUAAAGAUGAGGAGUAUCGAGAGGUGCCACUGCCUCACUUUAUGGAUGAUGAUGACUUUGUAGACAAUAAAUUUCUCAUGAAAGUUGGAGUUCUUGGAGGACAACUCUGCUUGCUCUGUAACUACAGCAAUCGUGUUGAGAUUUGGGUGAUGAAGGAUUAUGGCAUGAGGGACUCUUGGGUGAAACAGUUCUCCAAUGAAAAACCAUCUGUGGAUGGACUAGUAAUCUUGGGAAUCGUCCUGGUUUCGAUGGCAUAGAAAUCUGUGUUGGGAGUCUUGUUCAUCUUAUGGAACUGAACAAGAAAAAGAGAAAGAAACAGAUCGGUGAUUGGUAAAGCAGAUGUACACUUGUUCAAGCUACUAUUCUUAUAUUUACAAUUGUUUACUCUUA
Molecule: messenger RNA, 1115 nt
Organism: Macadamia integrifolia
Lineage: Eukaryota; Viridiplantae; Streptophyta; Magnoliopsida; Proteales; Proteaceae
Product: F-box protein CPR1-like
Exons: 2
Coding region: 101-982 (293 amino acids)
Molecular function (GO): protein binding
Source: RefSeq, a predicted model, not a curated record